CCCACUCUCGCGACCAAACCACCACCACACGCGCAAACACUCCAUCCACACAACACAUUCUCAUCACAAACACUCAUCAGAACAACACACACAGCAGCCGCAAUCAUGCAGAUCUUCGUCAAGACUUUGACCGGCAAGACCAUCACCCUCGAGGUUGAGUCCUCCGACACUAUCGACAAUGUGAAGAGCAAGAUCCAGGACAAGGAGGGCAUUCCUCCGGAUCAGCAGCGUCUCAUUUUCGCCGGCAAGCAACUUGAGGACGGCCGCACCCUGUCUGAUUACAACAUUCAGAAGGAGUCCACCCUCCAUCUCGUCCUCCGUCUGCGUGGUGGUAUGCAGAUCUUUGUCAAGACUCUCACCGGCAAGACCAUCACCCUUGAGGUCGAGUCUUCCGACACCAUCGACAAUGUCAAGUCGAAGAUUCAGGACAAGGAGGGUAUCCCACCAGACCAGCAGCGCUUGAUCUUCGCUGGAAAGCAGCUCGAGGAUGGUCGCACUCUAUCCGACUACAACAUUCAGAAGGAAUCCACACUUCACCUUGUCCUUCGUCUCCGUGGUGGUAUGCAGAUUUUCGUCAAGACACUCACCGGCAAGACUAUCACACUUGAAGUCGAAUCAUCAGAUACCAUCGACAACGUCAAGUCGAAGAUUCAAGACAAGGAGGGUAUCCCACCGGACCAGCAGCGACUCAUCUUCGCCGGUAAGCAGCUUGAGGACGGUCGGACGUUGAGCGACUACAACAUCCAGAAGGAGAGCACGCUCCACUUGGUGCUUCGUCUGCGUGGUGGAAAUUAGGCGGAGGUGAUGCGGAUGCGAGACUUUCUGACUUUUGAGCGACAUGACAUUACGAGCGACAUGAACUGAGGCGAGGCUGGCCGCCGGCGUGCGGUGCCUGCAGCAGAAGACGCUACCACUAUUGAAAAUGAGCACGAAUACAGCAGCCGUGUGCGGCUUGGACGCUGUGAUAA
Messenger RNA from Pseudocercospora fijiensis CIRAD86, 968 nucleotides. RefSeq lists its product as uncharacterized. Bases 106 to 795 code for a protein of 229 amino acids. The record is from RefSeq and is a predicted model, not a curated record. Gene Ontology annotation, molecular function: protein tag activity; ubiquitin protein ligase binding. The transcript is spliced from 2 exons. Gene Ontology annotation, biological process: protein ubiquitination; modification-dependent protein catabolic process. Gene Ontology annotation, cellular component: cytoplasm; nucleus. NCBI's taxonomy places the organism in Eukaryota, Fungi, Ascomycota, Dothideomycetes, Mycosphaerellales, Mycosphaerellaceae.